Messenger RNA from Candidozyma duobushaemuli, 744 nucleotides. Its product is annotated as putative serine hydrolase. The record is from RefSeq and is a predicted model, not a curated record. The coding region runs from base 1 to 744 and encodes 247 amino acids. The transcript has a single exon. Gene Ontology annotation, cellular component: nucleus; cytoplasm. NCBI's taxonomy places the organism in Eukaryota, Fungi, Ascomycota, Pichiomycetes, Serinales, Metschnikowiaceae.
AUGCCACGCUUUCUAUGCUUACCAGGCUAUUUUCAAAGUGGCAAGGUGUUUGCUGAAAAGCUGUCGGGCUUCCGGAAAACGCUAUCCAAAAAGUAUGGCUACGAAUUGGAAUACCUUGACGCUCCGAUUCUCAUUGAAAAGAAGGAGGACCUUCCGUUUCUGCUUGGAACCGACGAGAAAGAGGCCAAUGAAAAGUUUGAGUAUUUGAAGAAAAAAGGUAUCGCCAGAUGCUGGUUCGACUACCACGACGGAAUCUACGACCGCUUUGACGAGUCGUACGAGUUCUUGAUCAACCACAUCAGGAAGAAUGGCCCUUACGACGGAAUUGUGGGAUUUUCCCAAGGAGCUGCUAUGGCGGCGAUAAUAGCAAACUCAGUUCACUUGCACGGCAUCAAGCCUUUCAAGGUGGCGGCGCUUUUCUCCGGUUUCGCUUUCACGGUAUCUCUGACAUCUUCUUUUUCGGAAGAUGAGUCUCUUGCUGACUUCAGCGCCAGGCUGUCGGUGAACAAGGACUACGUGAAGUAUUACCAAUUGCCAAAGGACUCGCCCACAACGGUCAUUGCCGUAUACGGAAGGGAAGACGGGGUUGUUCCGCCAUUGAGGACCAAAUACUUGGCUUCUUUGUAUGAGAACGCCACGGAAUUCGGGCAUGAUGGCGGCCACUACAUGCCUAAUAAGAAGGAGGCGUUGGAGCCGAUCGUGGAGAAGAUACGAUUUGCCGUGGAGCCCAAGCCAGCGCUAUAA